Messenger RNA from Adineta steineri, 618 nucleotides. The record is from the annotation of a GenBank genome assembly. Lineage: Eukaryota; Metazoa; Rotifera; Eurotatoria; Adinetida; Adinetidae.
AUGUCUUCUCAAACGACCCACACUGCUCAACCUACAGAAACAAGAGGUAUUCGGAUAUUUGUACGUUCCGCAUAUCCAACUAAAUACAAUUUUGCUGUCGAAAAUUAUAAUGCUGUAUCUGUUGUUCACAAAGCAACUAUGCGUGGUGGUCGUUUACUUUUAUUUCGAUCGAUAGUAGCUGUAGUUUGGAUUAUAGCAAUGGUGUUUGCAAUUCUUGCUCUCAUAAGUGCAGGUUUUGUCACUAUGACUAUAUUACUUAGUGCGCUUUACUUGGCAUUAACAAUUUAUAAUGCAUACGUAUUCUUUAAUAAUCGUGAUCUUUUAAGAGCAACACGUUUAUUACGAGCUAAAACUGCCGGUCCGGAUGGUCGUGAUUUUGAAUGGGUAAACGUACCAAUUGAUUCACGUAGUGCAAAUGAAAGAUUAGCUGCUGUUGAACAAUCUGCCUUAGACAGUGUACGAAAAGAAUUUGUUGGAAGUAAUAAAAGUGAAAUUGAAUGUAUGGUUUAUACAAAACGUUAUGCUGAUACAUAUCCUAUAUUUCCUAAAGAACUUCUUCUACAUUUCAUUGCAUUUUCGGGAGCUGUUAUAAUUGGUAUUAUAAUGGCAGCACUUUAA